UACAUAUAUACAUAUGGUGCUUUACAAAGGUUUGCUGAGUAUUCAAUUCAAGCAUAUGACAAGGCUCACCUCUUGUUGUGUGUAAACCCAACAUAUGUAUAUCAUUGUACGUGUUCGGAAACAGGUAUAUUACAACACAGCAUAGCUAUAGCGAUCGUAUAUGAAUCUAUUUGUACCGAACCAUAGCCAAGUAUCUCACAAACACAACAUACCUGUAAAACCAACGUAUAUCAAGCUGCAUAUACUGAAACGUAGUUGUAUAUCACAUAAAUACGACCAUGCUUCGUUGCAGCUCCAAGAUCAACACGGCCCGGGUAGGUCCUAGACAACUCAAUAUAACAAGCAGUUUAUCAAUGGCUCUCAGAUCGAGUUACAGGAUCAUACACGCACAUCUCUGUACACAAACACAUACGAAUACAUACUAUACAUACUCUAACAAUAAUAGGCAGGAGCCUUCACAUUCAUACAACAGUGCUAUAACGAGUUUGUCGAAGUCACAGAGUUGUCGUGGUGUAUUCAGAUUCAGUCAACGGACACACACAACAGCCUGUACUAACAAUGGCGGUACAACAUCAGACCCACCCCCACCCCUACCGCAUCGUCGCGUGGUGGUGACUGGCCUGGGGUUGAUCACGCCAUUGGCCGUGGGUGUACAGGCCACAUGGGAGCGGUUGUUGGCUGGUCAAUCUGGCGUGCACGUGCUUGAGGACGAUGACAGCAAUACGUUUUCUACGCUUCCCACGAAUAUAGGUGCUAUCGUCCCCCACGGAGAAGAGGCCCACCAAUUCCGCCCCAACGAUCACCUGAAGACCGGGGAGUCGCGUAGGAUACCCCCAUUUGCGGUAUAUGCACUAGCUGCCGCAGACGAAGCCCUAAAGGAUGCCAAGUGGACACCCGAGACAGAGACUGAGCAAGUACGGACGGGCGUGGAUAUAGGCGUGGGCAUAGUGGGCCUGUCUGAAAUAGCCGAAACCACCAACAGCCUGCGCAACGAGGGUUUCAGGCGUGUCAGCCCCUUCUUUGUACCCAGAAUACUGGUCAACAUAGCCGCGGGGCAUGUGUCCAUGCGCUAUGGUCUCAAAGGACCCAACCACGCAGCCUCUACCGCGUGUGCCACGGGGGCGCACAGUAUAGGCGAUGCCUUCUUCCACAUCAAGAACGGAAAUGCAGAUGUGAUGGUUGCAGGAGGUGUGGAGUCGUGUGUAUCAGCCGUGAGUGUUGCAGGUUUCGCACGGAUCAAGGCACUCUCUACGAAGUACAACGACCAACCAGAACAAGCCAGCCGGCCCUUCAGUGCGGGCAGGGAUGGGUUCGUCAUCGGCGAAGGGGCAGGUAUAAUGGUACUCGAAGAGCGAGAACACGCCAUCCAAAGGGGUGCCAAGAUAUACGCAGAGAUGCGAGGGUACGGAUCCAGUGGAGAUGCCCAUCACUUGACAGCACCCUCACCUGAAGCCACCGGUGCGAAGACGUCUAUGGAACUGGCCAUACGCAUGAGUGGGCUAAGGAAGGAUCAGUUUGACUAUAUCAACGCACAUGCGACGUCGACACCUAUGGGUGAUACCCUCGAGGCGAUGGCUAUCAGUUCUGUUUUUGGGGACCAUGCUCCGAACAUAUCUGUAUCGUCCACAAAGGGCGCAACAGGUCAUCUGCUGGGAGCCGCGGGUGCGGUCGAGAGUAUAUUCGCCGUUCUAAGCAUAGAAAAUGGCAAAAUACCCCAAACCCUAAAUCUGGAGACAGUGGACCCCGAGAUUGCCAAGUACAACCUCGACCUGGUUGCAGGUCAGCCGAAAGAGAGAGCAGUGCGUGCCGUACUGUCCAAUUCGUUCGGAUUCGGUGGCACGAAUGCCUCAUUGUGUUUCGCAGAGCACUUGAACGACGCAGCAAGUGACGAGAAAAUAUAGUUAAAAACGGCUAAAACUCAUUGCAUGUAUCGAUUGGUAGCAGGCUUGUUAACACAAACGCAUUCAGCACAAUAAACUUAUCAAGCG
Molecule: messenger RNA, 1988 nt
Organism: Sphaeroforma arctica JP610
Lineage: Eukaryota; Ichthyosporea; Ichthyophonida
Exons: 9
Coding region: 279-1901 (540 amino acids)
Biological process (GO): fatty acid biosynthetic process
Molecular function (GO): 3-oxoacyl-[acyl-carrier-protein] synthase activity
Source: RefSeq, a predicted model, not a curated record